This is a messenger RNA of Ostreobium quekettii, 342 nucleotides long. The record is from the annotation of a GenBank genome assembly. NCBI's taxonomy places the organism in Eukaryota, Viridiplantae, Chlorophyta, Ulvophyceae, Bryopsidales, Ostreobiaceae.
GGCCACGCCCAGCUCUACGGCUUGGGUUACAGCGUCUUCCGCGUCUUCGGCGCCUGCCCUACCGACGACGAAGUCCGCGCCGACCUCCAAAUCCUCCUGCGCUACAGCCGCCGCGUGCGGCUCUACAGCACCGAGUGCGGCAACGUGAUGGACAUCGUGCUGGCCGCGGCGUCGCGCGGCGAGCUGGCCGUGCUGCUGGGCGUCUGGAUCGACAACAGGGCCACCGACCAGAAGGAGGUGGACGACCUGGUGGUGUACCUGGACCGGUACCCGACCGCCGACGUGGAGGGCAUCGUGGUGGGCAACGAGGCGCUGUUCAGGAACACGCUUACGCCGUCCCAG